UUAUAAAUCCCUAUGUGGCACUCACAAAAUUCCCAUAGUUUCUUAAAUUUGUUGUGUUUACUUUACUUUUUGUAAAUUUAUCGAGUUACCGGGGUCAUGGUUAAGAACUCAGCAGCGGAUUUGGAUCUACCGGUGGCCAGUUGGCAUAGGGGACUGUCCAUCGAUCAGAUGCAGGCGGCUGAUGACCUGGGAACGGCACUGGGAUACAAUAUCAGUGGCAUUCGCGACUGCUUGCUGCGCCUUGGAUUGCGUCCUUUGGUCAGGAACCGCCAGCUUCUCAGGAUUGUGCAAUUGAGUCGCGGCCAAAAGCUGGCCUUUCUCUACUUUCUGUUCCAGGAACAUUACGAUUCCGGUGGGUCAUGUAAAAAAUUCACGGUUAAUGGACAACUCCUGCUCUCGGCCAUCGCCUAUCUGGACCUGCCAGCCACUUUUCGAGCACUGGACAAAGUUCUGCCCCUUAGCGGAAAUCGUGUCAGUAAAUCGAAUGCGACACCAGAACUGCAAAAGAAGCAGUCUCGGCGGCUUUCCUGCGCAACACCGAAUCCCUCGGUCUUUGAAUCAAACACCCCAAAGGAUUUAGAGGAUCAGAUGCCAUUGGAUCUGCCAGCCACAUUUCGAGCGUUAGACAAAGUUCUUUCCUCACAGCUAACGCAACACAAAGAAUUGCCAAAAUCCGGGAAAAGUGUAAAGCCCUACUUUCAGAAGCAGCCACGCCCAAAAUCAUUCCGCCAAUCAACCCAUUUAACUUCGAAUUCCCCGCUUUUUGAGGUACAGAUUCCCAAUGAGGUGGGAGAUCCCAGAGCGGAUGACGACCGGUGGUUCGCCGAUUUUCAAUUGCAUCCGAUCCAACGAACAGUUAAGGCGGUUAUCAACCAUGAGCUCUGCCAUCUGUUUGAUCAAAUAGACGAGGCGCCCAACGAUCCAGCUCAGGAUCCAAGGGAUCUGUGUGAAUUCCACGAGGAAAAGAGAUCUCUGGAGCGACAGGCCUUUCUGGCUGAGCAGCGCCGACGUUACCUGGAGAUGAUUGAUGUGGAAGGGACUGAAAAGAGGCUCACAAGGGAGCGGAUUAUAAAGCACCUGAAUCGGGACGUGGAUGAGUACCUUCUUAAGUUCGGCGACAAGGGCUGGAGUCCCGGAGUUCCUGCCUUUCGAAAAACAGGCUGUGCCGCCUGCAACAAACUGGUCCACGUGAGCCUGGAGACUCCUCCGCAGGUUCUCCUCCUGGAAGGUGAAUGGGGACGUCUGUACGACAGGAGUGGGCCCAGGAUGCGGCUUUGCGCGGGGGAGGAUGUCAACCGAGAGUUCCAGAAAGAUAAGACAUUAAAAACACAACCAGAAUAUUUUACGGCACCCGGAAGACACAGACCCUAUGCCUUCAACUAUGCAAGAAUAUUUGAAGAGGGCAGUAACCAAUCGUUGAAUACCAAAGGAUUCAUUGGGAAUUCCUUGGUCAAAGCACUCGAUGAUGUGGAGGUGAAGGAAAGAAGGUUACCCAGGACCAUUAGAAGCAGCCACAUCAACGAGGCGGUCUCCCGAUGUGUGAGAAAAAUCUUCGAGAAAAGUUUGCUGUCGGUUCCGAACCUGGUUACGCCAAAGAAUUCCACGGAACGCCUCGUCUAUCACCACAAGCGAAUCGAUCCCGAUGACGAAGAGUUCAUGGAUCAGAUGCUAAACGAUGCUUUUAAGAUAUUACGACGCGAUAGAAGACUCGUUCUGGCCGGUCUUCCCGAUGGUCAUAAGAUACCGGAGCUACGAGAGUGGAUUCGGAGGAGAUAUGGCAAACGAUAUGGCCCGCUAACCGAUGUGGAGGCAGAGAAGCUCAGGCAGAAGGUGAAGAAUCUGCCGGAGAUGGAAAAGAAAUUGAUUCCGCUGAUGGCUAAUGUAGAUCCCCGGACGGUCCGACAAAAUCCCGACCCCUUUGCCCAGUAUAAAGAUAUUAUGGUUGCGGCUAAUAAGUUCAAGAAAUCGUUCCGGGAGGAAGUCCUCCAGAUUAUCCUCAAGCAAACCCGACUCUGCUGGCAGGCGCAGCACAAUCUGCGCACCUACAACAGCUCCGGACUUCGUCGCACUUUCUUCACAUAUCUUCCAAGCAGUGCCUCCAGUAGAGAUCCCACCUUCAGUCUCUAUUUGGCACAGAAAAAAGGCGGAUCCUAAGUUAGAUUGUGUCAAGAGAUUACAAUAUGAUCCUUUUCUAAGGCCAACAUAAUCAUUUUAAUCGUAGCAGAUAGAAUGAAUAUCAUUGACCUUAGAUGGUAUCAGUUAUUUAAAUUACUUAAUGAUUAGUUUCCAUCAAAAUUAAUUGUUUAUUUGAUUCCUCUAUCAUUUUUACCACUUGACAAGAAAGCUUUUA
Drosophila takahashii is the source of this 2350-nucleotide messenger RNA. RefSeq lists its product as uncharacterized. Lineage: Eukaryota; Metazoa; Arthropoda; Insecta; Diptera; Drosophilidae. The record is from RefSeq and is a predicted model, not a curated record.